AUGAGAUACGACGGUCAAGAAUUACUCCAAUCUGACGAAUUCAGUAGGCCGGCGAAGGGAAUGGCCUAUCAUCCAUUCCUGCAGCUACCGAGACCCACUGACUUCAGCGUGUCGUCGCUGUUGACUGCGGGCUCUCCGCCCCAAGGACAGAACUCGCCUAGUGCUGGUGCCAGUGCUGCAGCAGCUGCCGCAAGUGCCGCAGCCAACGCGCAGUAUUUUCCAGCCGCAGCGCUGGCGGCCCUUUCGGGUGCUCCGGGAGCGCCGCCGCCGCAUCUCUAUCCGGGAGCACUGUUACCAAAGUUACCUCCCCACCAUCCGCACGCACAUCACCCGCUAGGAGCUGCUUACACGACGGCCGAGGACGUCGUAAUGGCCGCUGUUGCUGCACAUCAGCACCAUCCAGCUAUGAGACCGUUGCGUGCUCUGCAGCCGGAAGACGACGGCGUCGUCGAUGAUCCCAAGGUUACCUUGGAAGGCAAGGAGCUGUGGGAGAAGUUUCACAAACUAGGAACGGAAAUGGUCAUCACCAAAAGUGGCAGACAAAUGUUUCCGCAGAUGAAAUUUCGCGUGUCGGGACUAGAUGCAAAAGCCAAGUACAUUCUGUUACUGGAUAUCGUGGCAGCGGACGACUACCGGUACAAGUUUCACAACAGUCGAUGGAUGAUCGCCGGCAAGGCGGAUCCGGAGAUGCCGAAACGGAUGUACAUUCAUCCGGAUUCGCCAUCGACGGGUGAACAGUGGAUGCAGAAAGUGGUGUCAUUUCACAAGCUGAAAUUGACAAACAACAUUAGUGAUAAGCAUGGAUUUGUCGGCGAUGCCUCCGUCGUCUGGACGAUCCUCAACUCAAUGCACAAGUACCAGCCUAGAUUUCACUUAGUCCGAGCGAACGAUAUCCUGAAGCUACCGUACUCGACGUUUCGUACCUACGUGUUUAAGGAGACAGAAUUCAUAGCCGUAACUGCAUAUCAAAAUGAAAAAAUUACGCAAUUGAAAAUAGAUAAUAAUCCCUUUGCAAAAGGGUUUCGUGAUACCGGUGCUGGCAAGCGGGAAAAGAACGAGGCACAAUUUUCAACUGCUGCAACAAUUCGAAGUGGCUCUUUUCCUCUUUCCAGUUGUUCUGCCUUCCGGCAGUCGCUCAUGGGCCAGCGGAGUUCCGACGGUGACAAACUAAGUCCAAGUUCCGUCAGUUCCUCCCGAGGUCCAGCUGGUUUGGACCACCGAACGAAUAGCAUAUCAACAAUGGACGACGACGACAAACUGCUGGAUGUUGUUGGACCGCCACAAAGCCCGCUCCUCUCACUCAGCCAGCAGAUGCAACAUCAUGCAGGAUGGUUCAACUUUGAAGAUGUGCAACGGGCAGAGGAAGCCAUGCGAAGGCGACUCCAGUCCGACGAGAACGAGCGCGACGGAAGUGAUUCCAACUGUUCGGAUAGCGUUUCAGGAAGCACAGGUGCCUUUCGUCCGACCUCGGGCAGUCCCAAGGAAUCAUCGAGUAGCGCCGGUACAUCAUAUCCCUCGCCGAACAUCUCGGUAGGACCACCCAUCCAUCCACCUCCACAUUUGUUACCGUAUCUUUACCCGCCGGGAUUGUACCCUCCGCAUCAUCUCUCGCUGCUUCACAAUCAAGCCGCAGCGGCAGCGAUGAACCCUAGCUUGCUGUUCAAUGCUCAACUUGCCCUAGCAGCACAACACCCAGCCUUUUUCGGUCACUACUCGGGCCACUCACCAUCCUCGCCACUGCACGGUUUGAAAGUACAUCGAUUUUCGCCAUACAGUUUGCCCGGUUCCGGCAUGGGUUCGGCAUUCGACGCCGUCACGCCUGGAUCAAACUCCGGAGGCCCACGAAGUCUGAGCAGUAGUCCUCAUCCACGAGCUGCUUCAAAUUCACCACCCACGAGGCCAAUUUCCGUGUCACCUACUCCCACCCAGAACCCAAUGUCUCCUGCAUCGGCGGAGACUGGUGCUACCGGAACAACCGCUGCCACAAUCCCACCACCUGCCCAGCCAGCAUCGAGGGUCACCACUAUGCCUUCCAACUCGCCGUCAGAGUUGAAGAGUAUAGAAAAGAUGGUUAACGGCCUGGAGGUUCAGCACAACAUCAACGGCAACGUGGAAAACAGCAAACUGCAACAACUCGCCAGCAUUGACCAGUGACGACUCCUGGAUGGUCCGGCGAGUGACAUUGGCAGCAAUAGCAGCUUGAAGCUCGACCAGGACAUGUGACAGUUGGCAAUAAGUUCCAGCAAGAUUUUCAGCGCAAUAUGAAUCUCUUGUGCAGCGAUCCUGACCGCAUUGGCAGGACCGUGAUCGUUCGCUUUCGGGAGGGUUUCGGGAAGGGCAAUGUUAGCAGAACCUGUUAUCUAGAUGAAUUACUGUGCAAAUAUUUAUGCUUAAACUUUAAGGACGCCAAUCCGAAAACCAGAAGUCAGUGCGCGCGAUCAAUGGCAGGGGACAGUCAAUGGAAACCUCUGCCUUCUUUUCUGUGUAAAGUUAGUUAAAUGAAUCCUUAGAAGGAGUACAUAUUUCGCAUUAUUUUAACAAGGCAGAUCAAUUUUAAAAACUCGCUGAGCAGCACACUGAUCGUACCAAGCAGCAGCAACAAUAUUUGUAAAUAGACCGUACUGAAUAAGACACAAAGAGAGAGAGAGAGAGAAAGAGAGAAAGGAAACUAGUUGAGAGGUUUAAUUUCAUUUGCGUUUCCAAACCGAUGGAGAAAUGGAUGGAAGCAAAACUUACCAAAGAGUCGAUUAACCUAUAUUGUAAAUUUAUUCGUUGUACAGUGGGAGCAAGGAAAUUACUGCGUUUGGUGGCAGUGAUCCUGGGAAUUCACGCAACUGGCAGCAGGAAAGGUUCAUUUGUUUCGAUUUCAGGUUUGGCAUAAUGAUAAUCAUACACUUCGAAAAUAUUUCAACGGAAAAAUCACAACAUGAUACUUGCCACAAUCCUUGAAAUAGUUCCUGGAGGUAAGAAAUGACGAGCGGUUGUAGAUUACUUUCAAAAAUAAAUUAGGGGCUGUUUAUAAGCCACGUAGACUUUUUGAGGAGGAAAGUGUCUACGGUCCAUACAAAUUUACAAAAAAAAAUCUAUGGUCGA
Ochlerotatus camptorhynchus is the source of this 3093-nucleotide messenger RNA. RefSeq names its product bifid (gene bi). The record is from RefSeq and is a predicted model, not a curated record. Bases 1 to 2154 code for a protein of 717 amino acids. Gene Ontology annotation, molecular function: DNA-binding transcription factor activity, RNA polymerase II-specific; RNA polymerase II cis-regulatory region sequence-specific DNA binding. Gene Ontology annotation, biological process: cell fate specification; regulation of transcription by RNA polymerase II; positive regulation of DNA-templated transcription. NCBI's taxonomy places the organism in Eukaryota, Metazoa, Arthropoda, Insecta, Diptera, Culicidae. Gene Ontology annotation, cellular component: nucleus. The transcript has 9 exons.